CUGAGUUUUCGGGCAAGUUCGAUAUGUUUUCUCUUUGUUUUAGGAGGGAUUUUGAAUCUGAAGCCCUAAUUUUGACAGGCAUUUCAGAUAAGUGAAAAAAUGGCAGCUUCAAUUUGGAGUCUACAACUUCAUACCAUCUCAGUUCCGCUUCGAAGUCCAGUCAACUUCAGAACCGAUUAUUUGUUGGAUUAUGCAUUCCAGAGGUAUACUAAUAGUAGUACUAGGAAGAGGACCUUCAAGAAGCUUGACGUAGUUGCCAAUGGUGAUGCCAAGAAUUCGAAGAAUCUUCCACACCAAGUUAUGCUUGUCAAGUCCGACAAGCCGAGUUUACCUCUUCUACUACAACACGCUGUUACCAAAUUACAAGAGAGCGUCAAAUCUCUCCCUCCCGCUUCCCUCCUGGUAAAGAAACAUUCUGGUGCUAGUGUAGCAAUUGCUCAUUGA
Molecule: messenger RNA, 444 nt
Organism: Solanum dulcamara
Lineage: Eukaryota; Viridiplantae; Streptophyta; Magnoliopsida; Solanales; Solanaceae
Exons: 3
Coding region: 100-444 (114 amino acids)
Source: RefSeq, a predicted model, not a curated record